GUCGGCAUUGGUCGGCAUGGUAGUGUAUUGUAAACUUACUUGACUUCACCCGGGCCUCCUCUCGACGAUACACGAUGGUGCAGAGUAAAGUAUUCGCGCGGAAUCGGGCGCUCGGAUACGUCAGCAACCAUGUGCCCCUCGUGACGAGGUACAUCCUCAGGAGGAAGGAGCACUAUGUCGUUACGUGCGUGGGCCGGGAGUUCCACACCUACGGAUGCAAACAUUUCACUCUGCUGAGCGUCUCGAGCAUGCACGCCGACGACAUCACCUGCCUGGCCACGGACACGUUUCACGUGUACACGGCCAGCGGGAAUGACAUUUACGCGUGGCGCAGGGGGACUGAGUUGAAGCACACCUACAGGGGUCACGAGUGCGAGGUGCACAUCCUCCUGCCGUUCGGCGCGCACUUGCUCUCCGUCGACGAGAGCAGCACCCUCAAGGUCUGGGACAUCAAGGAGGAGAGCCUGCUGCUGGAGCUCCACUUCAGCAACAGCGUGUUCAGGAUAUCCGCGCUGAUGCAUCCCAACACCUACAUGAACAAGAUCCUGCUGGGCAGCGAGCAGGGCGAGCUGCAGCUGUGGAACAUCAAGCUGACCAAGAUGGUCCACGCGUACCAGGGCUGGCGGAGCGCUGUGACUGCCCUGGAGCAAGCGCCCGCGAUAGACGUGGCUGCCGUAGGCUUGAGCAACGGCCGCAUUGUCCUGCACAAUCUCAAGUACGACGAGACCAUCUUCGAUCUGGUGCAGGACUGGGGCCCGGUGAUAUCCAUCAGCUUUCGCACCGACGGCCAUCCGAUCAUGGCGACGGGCAGCCAGGGUGGCCAGAUUGUGCUCUGGAACCUGGAGCGGCGCAUGGUGGAGAGCCAGCUGUGCAACGCGCACGACGCCGCCGUCACUGGUCUGAGGUACAUACCGAACGAGCCGCUGCUGGUCUCGUCCUCGCCCGACAAUUCCCUCAAGCUGUGGAUAUUCGACAUGGCCGACGGGGCGGGUAGACUCUUGAGGAUCAGGGAGGGUCACCCCGAGCCUCCGACGAUCGCCCGGUUUUACGGCAACGACGGUAACUAUCUGCUGACCGCGGGCGGCGACUCCUCGAUCCGGCUGUUCUCCACCGUCACGGAGAUACUGAACAAGAGCCUGGGUAGAGCGUCGUUCAACAGGAAAGCCUCCAAGAAGAAGGGCCACUCGGUCGACGACCCGUUGCUGAUGCCGCCGAUAAUCGAACUCGCGUCCGAGGUGACGCGGGAGAAGGAGUGGUGUAACAUAGCGGCCACUCACUCCGGCCUGGGCGUCGUCACCACGUGGUCGUCUCACCUGCAGAAGAUGGGCGAUCACAAGCUGCUGCCCGAGAAAUUUAAGAGCGACUACAGCGUCAGCGCGACCAGCUUGUGCUUGACGAGGUGCGGCAACUUUGUCGUCAUCGGCUACAACACGGGCCACGUGGACAGAUUCAACAUUCAGUCGGGGAUCCACAGGGGCUCCUACGGGGGCGAGAGCGGCGCCCACGAGGGUCCCGUUAAGGGCGUCAUGGUCGACGAUUUGAAUCAGACUCUCGUCACAGCCGGCAGAGACGCGAGAAUUCUGUUUUGGGAUUUUAAACCUAAGCAAGGUAAAUGUACAGCAGCGAAGAUACUAAUAUUGGACGAGUCGGUCGAGUGGAUACGUUGCCACAAUGAGAGCUCCCUCGUGGCUAUAGCCUUGGAAAACUUUGAUAUUGUGCUAAUGGACCUGGACACGAGGAGGAUAGUUCGGAAUUUUCAGGGGCACGAGGGACGAAUAACAGACGCGUGUUUCAAUCCCGACUCCAGGUGGUUAAUCACAGCGUCUAUGGACUGCACAAUCCGCACCUGGGACAUACCGUCGUCGCACUUGAUAGAUAUUUUUCAGGUUCCCGAAGCUUGCGUAUCUUUAAGUUUCUCUCCAACGGCAGAAUUCCUCGCGACCGCACAUGUACGAAACUUGGGAAUCUUCCUGUGGUCGAAUCGCACGCUCUAUUCGCACGUGUCGUUGAAGGCCGUCAGUAAAGACGAUAUGAUACCCGAAGUAGGACUCCCUGGAUCGUCCGUGGAGGUCGAGAAAGUCGACGAGGACGACGUUGUCGUUGCCGGAGAGCCGGAUUACGUGUCUCCCGAUCAGCUCGAUAGCGAUCUUAUAACCAUGUCCGCCGUGGCUCAAUCUAGAUGGCAGAAUUUACUCGACAUCGACAUCAUUAAGAGAAGAAACAAGCCGAGGCAACCGCCCAAGGUUCCAGAGGCCGCGCCGUUCUUCCUGCCUACGAUUCCGUCGUUGCAGGUGCGCUUCGAUUUCUCGGACGUUAAGGCCGACGAAAACACCGAAGGCACCCGCGUCCAUCCGGACGUGCAAAAUCUCACUUCGUUCAACAAUAGCUUGCAAUCGGUUACCGACAAUUUUUCCAACGUGAUAGAGAAAUUGAAGGCGAUGGGUCCCAGUAACAUCGAUUUCGAGAUUCAGUCGCUGUCUCUGGACGAGAGUUCCGCCGAGUUCUCGAUGCUGCAGUUUAUGAAGAUGCUUCACUGCAUGAUGGAACAACAGACGGACUUUGAAUUGUCGCAGGCAUAUCUGGCGGUGUUCUUAAAGUGGCAUGGUACGGCGAUCUCGGAGAAUAAUAUGUUACGCGACUAUCUGCGGAAGAUACAAAAGGCGCAAACGAGAAACUGGCUUACGCUGCGGGAGAAAUUAUUUUACAAUCUUAGUGUUGUACAAAGUUUUAAGAAAAAUAUAAAGUAGACGAAUUAUUU
This is a messenger RNA of Vollenhovia emeryi, 2758 nucleotides long. Its product is annotated as WD repeat-containing protein 36. Gene Ontology annotation, molecular function: protein binding. Bases 75 to 2747 code for a protein of 890 amino acids. Gene Ontology annotation, cellular component: Pwp2p-containing subcomplex of 90S preribosome; small-subunit processome. Gene Ontology annotation, biological process: rRNA processing. NCBI's taxonomy places the organism in Eukaryota, Metazoa, Arthropoda, Insecta, Hymenoptera, Formicidae. The record is from RefSeq and is a predicted model, not a curated record. The transcript is spliced from 3 exons.